Messenger RNA from Pocillopora verrucosa, 1883 nucleotides. Lineage: Eukaryota; Metazoa; Cnidaria; Anthozoa; Scleractinia; Pocilloporidae. The record is from RefSeq and is a predicted model, not a curated record.
GCUACGAACACUUCUUUGUCGGAAAAAAGUUGGUCUUUAUACAGCAAGAAUAGCCAAGGUGAAAUGAUUCAGCUAACCUUCAAUGUUUUGUAAUCAAUUUUAUUCUGGCUUGGCUCGCUCUAAAUCAGGCAAAUGAAGGCGUAACAGACAGAGUGGGAAAAAGCACCUUAGUGAUCGACCACAAGAGAGGUAGAUAAAGAAAGGGUAUGUUUUCCAAACAAGGCGACAAAGAUAAGGAGAGGGGUAAUCGCCAAAAUAAUUCUUUACCGAAAUCAGCCACGAGAGCAGAUGGAAGGAUAAAAACACUACGCAGCUUGCGCUUAAAGUAUUUGCACUCUACACGCCCUACGGAAACCACUAGAGAGUCACCUUCUUCAACACCUGAAGAUAAAAGAGGGGAUUCUUUCUUCGUCAAGACAGAUAUCUCACCUGCUCUAACUUCUAAGCAAGCUACAUUAAGUAAAUCUCCUGAGGCGAAAGUUUAUCGAUCAUUCACGGAAGAGAAAGGAACGAAUCAAGUGGGGGGAGGUAUAAGAACCUUAAAGCCUGAACAAACAAGCACAGAGAAUGCCAAAACAAGCUUCACGAAACGGUCAACAGAAACGGUCCACACAUCUCCUAUCAUUCAGCCAGCCGACGCAGUCAAGCGUUACGCUUUACUUAGAGGAAUGUUAAGUCAAUCUAGAUUUGAAAAAGACCAUGAUGUAAAGAAAGAUAGAAAUGACGGCAAGAUAAUCCAGGAUAAAGCUCAACGCCGACCAAGCAGGUUGACCUCUGAUACAGUGCAACUAGAUCAGAAAGAAUACAAACAAUGGAUAAACAGGGUUUCGUUUUGCGACUCAAAAACAGUGAACGACUCAUGGAAGACAACCAAUGUUGGCUCUAGGAGCGACGAUAAAUAUGUGAUAACAGGAACGCGGUUUCCUAAACGAAUCUACAUCCGGGAGGUUUCAAACGGUGCUAUUGUCGACGAAAUAGUUGAUGUUCAAAGCGAGAGAGACUGGGAAGUAUUGAACUAUAUGUCGCCACUACGUCACAUAUCAUGUGACCCACAGGAACGUUCCAAGAGCCUUAACUUCCAAGAUUUGAAAAACUUUGACGUUUAUUAUUACCCACAUCCGUGGAGAUAACGAAUUAUUAGUACAAAUAAUUCACAAAUGUUAUUUAUUAGCAUGCUCACCUAUAAAGGGGAAUGUGAUAUUUCAGAUGGUCGACAGAGAGCUAGCUAGGCCAAAUUACGACCACAGAGUCAUUGAAAAUACUUAGCGCCGGUUUGAUACAAUAGUCUGAUAUUGUACCAAAAGCAUCUAAGAUUGCUGAAAUGCUUGAGAUUUGAUUAGCUGGCUGCGGAAAGGUAAAGAAAAUUUGCACCCACUCACUUUGUGAGCUUUUGACUCUCUAUAAACUUCUAACUUCUCCACCGAAAUUUAUCAAGAGUUGAAAAUAUCACUCCUUCUCCGUCGAAACAAUCCUCCUCCCCUGAACCAGUUUGCAUAAUAAUACAUUCUAUCCAUUAUACAUUCUAAAUGAGGCCCGCAUACUUCUCUUUGAGUUGGUAAGCCGUUGCUAUAAACAAGAGUCAUAUUACAUCGAAGUACUGGUACUUACCCCAAUAUGGAUACAACGCAGCCAUUUCACUACAGAAGUAAUCUCUUAAGUGAUAUACGUGUAGGUAUCACUGGUCCUCUGAAAUAGAACAAAACGCGCGUAAUUUAUUAUUUUUUCCAGCAGAUGCAUUAGAGAAUUUCUCCGUUUUCUAGAAAGCAUAGACAAGGCUUGUUCCAGAGGAGUGUACCUUUUUAAAAUUAUACAAACUUAACGAUAAGUUCACUAUCGAGUAUUCCGUUGGGGUGGAUCGAAAUUACUGCAACAAAAUAAAAAGA